Messenger RNA from Prunus mume (Japanese apricot), 1267 nucleotides. RefSeq names its product SNF1-related protein kinase regulatory subunit beta-2. Gene Ontology annotation, molecular function: protein binding. Lineage: Eukaryota; Viridiplantae; Streptophyta; Magnoliopsida; Rosales; Rosaceae. The record is from RefSeq and is a predicted model, not a curated record.
CUCUCUCUCUCUCUCUCUCUCCCUAUAUAUAAAACGGGUUUUUCUCUGUUGGGCUUUUUUUUCGAGUUUUGACGCCCAAUCAAUCAAAUUUUCGUGCUUUGUGGAUUUAAGUUUUCAUCAUAUGAGAUUGGAUUCCAAUUCUGCAAAGUGGGUAUGCAUCUGUAAUUUUGUUUUUGAGGGUUGGUGCUUGGUGGUGGUGAUAUCGAAACAAUCGAAAUGGGGAAUGUGAAUGGGAGAGAAGAUGGGGGUGGAAGCCCAUCAGCGGCUGAGGAAGAGAGUGGUGGUGGGAGCGUGCAGGAGGGUCAUGCCCAUGGCCGUGGUGUUAGUGGUGGCGGUGAUGGGUCGUCUGAGUUGAUGGGUCAAUCGCCUCCUCAUAGCCCUAGGGCCACUCACUCCCCUUUGAUGUUUACUCCUCAGGUCCCUGUGGUUCCCUUACAAAGACCAGAUGAGAUACACAUACCAAACAACUCAUGGAUGCAAACUUCAGGGUUUGAAGACAUGUGCUGUGAGCAAGGUAUUCCGACUAUGAUUACAUGGAGCUAUGGUGGGAAGGAUGUAGCUGUGGAGGGAUCCUGGGAUAACUGGAAGACAAGAAUGGCUUUACAGAGAUCAGGGAAAGACUUCACGAUCAUGAAAGUACUGCCAUCCGGUGUUUACCAGUAUAGGUUUAUUGUUGAUGGGCAGUGGAGGUUCUCUCCUGAUUUACCCUUGGCCCAAGAUGAUGCGGGCAAUUCUUACAACCUUUUGGACUUGCAGGAUUAUGUUCCAGAAGACAUUGGCAGCAUUUCUGGUUUUGAACCUCCCCAGUCCCCUGACUCAAGUUAUAACAACCUGCAGCUUGGAUCUGAAGAUUUCGCAAAGGAGCCGCCAUUGGUUCCCCCACACCUACAAAUGACACUGCUCAAUGCGCCGUCAUCUUACAUGGAGAUGCCGCCUCCUUUGUCAAGACCUCAACAUGUGGUACUCAAUCACCUUUACAUGCAGAAAGGGAAGAGUGGCCCAUCUGUGGUGGCACUUGGUACAACAGAGAGGUUUAUAGCGAAGUAUGUUACAGUGGUUCUCUACAAGUCCUUGCAGAGAUAAGCAUACACAGAAUGUUUGUCUGGACACUACAGACCCCUUUAUGUAGUUAGUUUAUAUAAAUUGAAAAGUUCAAUGCCAUUUUCAUGGCUUCGGUAUGUUGAGGAAGGAUUAUCAGGUGAAACUUCAAGAUUGUAUUUUCACACAAUUCCAUUGCUAAAUGACCAUUGAUCCAGCUGCUUUUGCA